AUGUAUGUUGAGAAGUCUAGCAUUGACGUGAAUGGCCUCGGGAUCGGAGACAAUGUAGGAACAUUCUGGAAAUGCAUCCCUCAUUCUUAUCAGCCAGAUGUAAGAUUUUACCCAAAUGGUUUGGACUAUGACAAGGAGCCAAGUUAUCUGAGGUUGGAUAUCAGCAAGAUGACUUUGCACUUCAACAUGGGGAUAUCUUCUGGCAUCCCCGGUGCAUCCCUAGAAUUUGAGGAAUUCAAAUCCUUGAAAAUUGCCAACACAAUACGUGGCUUUGAGGAAUCAGAGAUCACCAAUGAAUUUAUGGUUGAGAUCGGCAAUCAGCUUAUGGAAGAUGACAUUAAGCAAUUGAUUGAACACCAUUCUUCUGUCCUUCUACGACACAGCCAUGAUCAAGUGGAUCUAGAUGCUACAUUAGGACAGCUUCUUGAUCAUUAUUUAUACAGAGAAAAAUUUAAAUUUAACUGUCGUUCUUACAAGCAGCUUGCUCUUGAACUGCUGCAAACUUCCGAAGCCCACAAGAUCUAUAGACUGGAAAGACAGCAAUGGUCUUUGACCUUGCAAAGGCAGAAGUUAGUGGGUGAUUGGUAUCACACUCAUCAAAAGACACUUCCCCCAACAUCGUGGCCAAAUUUGCCAAAGGUGGAAGCAAUCUAUAAGUGCGAGCCAUUUGCAGCUUUCAUUGCCUCAGAAUCAAAUGAAGUUGGAGAGCUUCCAAAGGAACUAGUACAAAGUCACCUGGCACCUUUCCUCGAUUCUUGGAUGCAGGUGCAUGAACAUAACAUGUCUGCCAGGCUAGAAUCUCUGUAUGAGAAUUUGGACCUUGCUGUAAAUGUCUUCAUCUGUGCUUCUUGUGAAGAUGACAGGAUCGGAUGCCCCCCUUUGGUCUUGAUUGGCUUGAAAGACCUUCGUUCUCAUUUUAAAUGCAUUGAUUCACAGUUCGACUUUCAAUUUAGUGCUGCGGGCAGAGCCAACACACUCAUGUUAGUUGAUCUUCUAGGUAUGGAUCUGAAAACAGUGACUGUCAAUGAUCUGGACACAAGAGAUGCACAAAUUUUCUGUGAGGGAUGCAAUGUUUCUUGGAACUCAGGAGUUGCUCGCCAGGCCUUGAUGUGGAGGGAUGUGUAA
Messenger RNA from Laccaria bicolor S238N-H82, 1125 nucleotides. RefSeq lists its product as uncharacterized. The transcript is spliced from 5 exons. The record is from RefSeq and is a predicted model, not a curated record. The coding region runs from base 1 to 1125 and encodes 374 amino acids. Lineage: Eukaryota; Fungi; Basidiomycota; Agaricomycetes; Agaricales; Hydnangiaceae.